Molecule: messenger RNA, 907 nt
Organism: Malania oleifera
Lineage: Eukaryota; Viridiplantae; Streptophyta; Magnoliopsida; Santalales; Ximeniaceae
Product: transcription and mRNA export factor ENY2
Exons: 5
Coding region: 202-537 (111 amino acids)
Biological process (GO): positive regulation of DNA-templated transcription; poly(A)+ mRNA export from nucleus; regulation of transcription by RNA polymerase II
Cellular component (GO): SAGA complex; nuclear pore; DUBm complex
Molecular function (GO): chromatin binding; transcription coactivator activity
Source: RefSeq, a predicted model, not a curated record
ACAAAACGACGCCGCUUGGAAUAAAUAAAUAAGGAACAUUCGAAAAGACGGACUCAUCUUCCAUGGAGAAAACUCGUAGAUGGUCACAAAAUACAGUUCGUCUUCAGUGUCCUCCGUUGAGGUUGAGAGAUUGAGAUUGAGAUUUUAUUGUACGCCUUAUCGGAUUCUUGCAAGUAUCUUGCUUUUUCCCGAGAUUAGCACAUGAGGCAUUCCGUGAAUCGUCCGCCGACACCCGAUGCACGGGAGGAUCAAGAAAAAGAACCCACGCUACAAGAAAUAAUUAACGUCAAGCUGAUUGAGAGUGGGGAGAAGGAACGACUGAUGGAGCUUCUUAGGGAAAGGCUAAUAGACUGUGGUUGGAAGGAUGAAAUGAAAGUGCUUUGCAGGGCAUUUGUGAAGAAGAAAGGGAGGAAUAAUGUCACUGUGGAUGACCUUGUGCAUGUUAUCACACCAAAAGGAAGAGCAUCCAUUCCCGAUUCUGUAAAGGCUGAGUUGUUGCAAAGAAUCCGAACUUUUCUUGUUUCAGCUGCUCUUUGAAACACUGGCACCUUAUUGCCUGUGUGUGGAGUUAACGAGAAUCAUUAUCCAAUUGUUGGAAGAAUUGUUUGAAAGACUUGUCCAUCAGUUCACUUCAAUUGAUUCUUGAAGAAUGAAAGCAUCUGUUUACUGGAAAAGCAACAUCUUCCCGAGGAAAUGGUGUGUUGCUUGUUACAUGCUGAGAAUCUUUCAGCUCUCUAUUGCAGCUGAAUAAAGGUUUGAAGACCCUAUUAUGCGCUUAACAUUUUACACUUCCUCAUCCUCUGUACCUAUUUUGGAUCUCGAAUCUCUUCCUGUUUCAUAAUAUUAUUGGUCAUUGUAUGCUUAAUAACUAGAACAAGUGAGUGCAAAUUUCAGUAUGUUUUGGUCA